Microbotryum saponariae is the source of this 814-nucleotide messenger RNA. The record is from the annotation of a GenBank genome assembly. Lineage: Eukaryota; Fungi; Basidiomycota; Microbotryomycetes; Microbotryales; Microbotryaceae.
AUGUAUGGCCAACCCCCAGUGAAGCAAGCUAGGAAUUGCAGGAUUACUGGUUCAUGACAGUAUUCGAGUUCCCAGGUUCUACCGACUUCCUUUACCAUGUCCUCUAACCCUCUCUCCAUCGAAGAACUCCAGGCCGCCCUCUGCCGCCCUCGCCGCCCGCGACGCCGCCCUAGCCUCGCGAAGCUGAAAUCGCCAGCCUCCACGCCGAAGGCCACGCUCUACAGCAGACCUAUCAAGCGGUUUUGGACAACUUCAACGUCGUCAAGAAGCUCACCGACACCCUCCAGCACACUCCCAAGCCCAAGUCACCGUUGGAGAAGCCGCCUGCCUAUGAUGGCAAGGACAAGACCGGUUACUCUAUGUUCGUAUCUCAGUGCAAGUUCUACAUCUAUGGCAACCCAACUCUCUUCACUACGGAUGAGGCGAAGAUUGCUUUCAUGAUUUCCCUCCUCCGCAACAGUGCCUACAAGGUCUUCGAACCCUACAUCGAGCUCGCCGACGAGAAGCGCCCCCAUUUCCUCAAAGACUUGCCCGCUUUAAUUUCCUCGAACAGGCCCAGCUCUACCUCGGCGACCCCGAUCGCGAACACACCAUCACCAACAAGUUGCGCGCCCUUACUCAAACCGGAUUCGCGGCUGCCUAUGCGAGUACCUUCUUUCAGCUCUCUGCUUUCCUUGCUUGGAAUGAUCCCGCUUUGCAGGCCCAGUACUACGCCGGCCUCAAGCCCGACGUUCGCAAACUCGUCACUCGCCCUUGUCCUCCGAGCGAGUUUCUAUCACGAAGGGCGAAGAUAGGAGAGGUGAGCCGGACGUAG